Molecule: messenger RNA, 1110 nt
Organism: Olea europaea var. sylvestris
Lineage: Eukaryota; Viridiplantae; Streptophyta; Magnoliopsida; Lamiales; Oleaceae
Product: LRR receptor-like serine/threonine-protein kinase ERECTA
Exons: 1
Molecular function (GO): protein binding
Source: RefSeq, a predicted model, not a curated record
AUGCCCCAUUUGCCCUCAAGGUUGAAAUUUUACGAUUCUCUGGAUUUAAGUUAUAAUAGUCUUUCGGGUCCAAUUCCAUUAUCAGUUUUUCAAUGCUCAAGAGAAUUGAUACUCUCCAAAAACCUGUUGUCGGGAUCCAUUUUCGACAUAUGCACAAUUUCUGAGGACUUCCAAAUCGGAAACCUUAUUCUCUCGAAUAACCAAUUAGACGGUGAGCUUCCUGAUUGCUGGAUGAAGUUACCUGGCCUGGGAGUUCUCAAUUUGGCAAAUAAUAGGUUUAUAGGUAAACUUCCUCCCACUUUAGGCACAUUGAAGUCGCUUACGAUAUUGCAUUUGGGCAACAAUAAUUUCACUGGUGAAUUGCCUUCCUCUUUGAAGAAUUGCACAAUGUUGAGAAAGUUUGAUGUGGGAGGAAACAGGUUAACAGGAACAAUUCCAGCAUGGAUUGGAACACACCUAACAAGUUUGGCAGUUCUUAGCCUUCGAUUUAAUAAUUUUCAUGGAUCCAUUCCUCCAACAAUUUGCUACCUCACAGAUAUUCUCGUGUUGGACCUUUCUACAAACAACAUUUUGGGAGAAAUUCCACAUUGCAUAAACAAUUUUACUUCUUUGGUUCAGCAAGAUGGUUCAACUAUUCACAAACUGUCGAAUUACAGGGAACCAACAGAUGAAGAUGACAAUGCUUUGGUUCUAUGGAAAGGACAAGAAUCAGAGUAUAAAAGACUAAGAAAUUUGAAAGGCAUUGAUCUUUCUAGCAAUAAGUUAGUUGGAACUAUUCCUCAAGCAUUUUCUGAUUUGAGAGGUUUAGUUUUCAUCAACUUAUCAAGAAACCAUUUAACAGGGAAUAUCAUUUCAAGCAUUGGUCAAUUGAAGACAUUGGAAUGGCUUGACCUAUCUAGGAACCAACUUUCUGGGGAGAUUCCGAAUGGCCUUGCAAAUUUACAUUUUCUGAGUGUUUUGGACUUAUCAUACAAUAAUUUGACGGGGAAGAUUCCACUAAGCACUCAACUACAAAGCUUUGACUCAUCUACGUACACUGGAAACAACCAACUCUGUGGGGAUCCAUUGGCGAAGUGUCCUCAUGACCCUUCUACGAUUGAUCAUGGCAAG